Syzygium oleosum is the source of this 2308-nucleotide messenger RNA. RefSeq names its product metal transporter Nramp2-like. The coding region runs from base 154 to 1833 and encodes 559 amino acids. Gene Ontology annotation, cellular component: membrane. The transcript is spliced from 4 exons. Gene Ontology annotation, molecular function: cadmium ion transmembrane transporter activity; manganese ion transmembrane transporter activity. Gene Ontology annotation, biological process: metal ion transport. The record is from RefSeq and is a predicted model, not a curated record. NCBI's taxonomy places the organism in Eukaryota, Viridiplantae, Streptophyta, Magnoliopsida, Myrtales, Myrtaceae.
UAAAAGCUCCGGUCACCGUCAAUCCCGCUACUUUCACGGCACAACAGGAGCGCUGAAAUCACUCUUCUUCUUCUCCCUCUUUUUUUGGGUUUUUCCUUGGCCCGUCAGCAAAAGAAAGGAAUACCCAACACGUCCCCGCAUGUUUUUUUCCGCAUGCAAACCCGAAAACUUCGCCGAUCCCACGACUCGCCGGCGAUGCCUUCUCCGACAGCCCAGCCCGACCCCCAAGAACACCACCAUCACAAGCACCGCGGAGACGACGAGGAGAACCGUCUCUUGCCCUCCGAGCCCCUCCACUCACCUCCCUCUCCGUCGUCGCCGCCGUCGUCCGACGAUGACCGUGAGUGCGAGUUCGAACCCGAGUCCGCGUUCACGACCCGGGACAAGGUCCGGGUCUUCGACGUCGGCGCCGCCGUCCCCGCCGGGUCCGACGUCGCGCCACCCUUCUCGUGGAAGAAGCUCUGGCUCUUCACCGGCCCGGGUUUCCUGAUGAGCAUCGCGUUCUUGGACCCGGGGAACCUGGAGGGAGAUCUCCAGGCCGGCGCGAUCGCCGGGUACUCGCUGCUCUGGCUGCUGAUGUGGGCGACGGUGAUGGGGCUCUUGCUGCAGAUGCUGUCGGCCCGGGUCGGCGUCGUGACGGGCCGGCACCUGGCGGAGCUGUGCAGGGAGGAGUACCCGAAUUGGACGCGGCUGGUGCUGUGGGUCAUGGCCGAGGUCACCCUCGUCGCUGCGGAUAUUCAGGAGGUGAUUGGGAGCGCUAUCGGGAUCCAGGUGCUCAGCCGUGGGGUGUUGCCUCUCUGGGCCGGUGUCAUCAUCACUGCGUCAGAUUGUUUCAUGUUUUUAUUCCUUGAGAACUACGGAGUGAGGAAAUUAGAAGCUGUUUUUGCAGUUCUCAUAUCAACAAUGGCCUUAACCUUCGCCUGCAUGUUUGUGGAGACAAAACCCAGUGGAAAAGAGCUUUUAACUGGUCUUCUCCUUCCAAGACUUAGCUCAAAGACAAUUAGGCAAGCCGUGGGAGUGGUGGGUUGUGUUAUAACCCCUCACAAUGUGUUCUUGCACUCUGCCUUGGUGCAGUCGAGAAAUAUUGAUCACCAGAACAAAGGCCGGGUCCAGGAGGCACUGAAUUACUACUCCAUCGAGUCGUCGGCUGCCCUUUCAGUCAUGUUUGUCAUAAAUUUGCUUGUGACAUCUGUUUUUGCCAAGGGAUUCUAUGGUACGGAAAAAGCCAAGACCAUUGGGCUUGUGAAUGCUGGGCAUUAUCUUCAGGAGAAGUAUGGGGGAGGGUUCUUUCCGAUACUUUAUAUAUGGGGUAUCGGUUUGCUAGCAGCUGGACAGAGUAGUACGAUAACUGGCACCUAUGCUGGGCAGUUCAUCAUGGAAGGUUUUCUCAACCUGCGUCUUAAGAAAUGGCUUCGAGCAACUAUCUCGAGGAGCCUUGCCAUCGUGCCCACAAUAAUUGUGGCUAUUGUCUUCAACACGUCUGAAGCUUCCCUGGACAUUUUAAAUGAAUGGCUUAAUGUGCUUCAGUGUAUACAAAUUCCUUUUGCGCUGAUACCUCUUCUCACUAUGGUAUCCCAGGAGCAUCUAAUGGGUUCCUUCAAAAUUGGUCCACUGCUUGAGAGGGUGGCCUGGACUGUGGCUGCAAUUUUGAUAAUGAUCAACGGCUAUCUGUUGGUGGAUUUUAUAACUUCUGAAGUGAAGGGGCUGUUCAUCGGUUUCAUGGUUUGCAUCAGCACGGCAGCCUAUAUAUCCUUCAUCAUAUAUCUCCUCUUGUUUGGUCGCAUAAUUUCUUCUGCUUGGCUCAGCACAAAUUUUUCUCGCAUCGGACUUUGAAUCUACAGAAGUUUCCACUCGCAAGAACCAUCAGAGAAAAAUUGUGCCCGUAGACCUUGAUUGGAAUGUCACUUGAAUAUGGUCAAUGCAAUUUGUUCAUAUUAGGAGCGGCAAUCUCUAACUUUUUGUGAGGAGCCAAGAGGGAAACGAACCAAAGUAACCUAAAGAACUGCGUACCCAGCUGUUGAGAAGCAUAGUGAACUCGCUCCAAUCAAGGUUCCCGCACCUCAUAUGGUAUAUUGCUUUUAUUCCUUUAUUCCCACCUUUUCUCUUUAGAAAGCAAUACGUAGCAAAUGGGACAGAACAUAUAUUUGGAAGUCUUCUGGCUGAGAGAAAUUGAAGAAACACAAUAAGAUUGUCUAUCAGAGUAUAUAGAAGAGUAGAGAGGAUGAUGAAAGAGGUCCACCCAACCAAUGCGAUUGGAAUACUGGGAAUUUAUUUUGUUAAGCCCAGGGUUGCUAAGAAUAUGAAGUCA